CUACACAAUAAAUGGUAAAUUACUCCAAUUUCCCACGAGGAAUAUAAACUUUAAUUCCGCCUUUUGUAAAUUUUGUAUAUUUUUAAAAUCGAACAAAAAAAAAAACAAAAAUAAUUUCCUUAAGUAUGGAGCAAACAAUCGAGUGUAGCUAGCAGUAUUACAGAACCAUCAUCGCCAGCCGUAUCGGAUACCUGCUCGCAAGAGACACCAAGUUGUGAUAUGUCCAUAAGUCUAACCAGCACAGAAGGCUACAAUAUGCCAUCAACAGCGGCACAAAGACUUGCCAGAUUCUUUCCACGUUUAGAUGAUGACCUGCAUUCAGUAAGUGUUUAUGCGCCCAUAAAUUUGGAUUGUUUAGAAGGUGCCGAAACGGAAUUGAGCUAUGCUGGGGCAGUAGGUGGUUUAGCUGAAGGUGGAUUUGAUGCUAAAAGUGCCUGUUUGACUCCAGUUAGUUUUAAUAUGGAUUUGAGUAUUGUGGCCAAUAAAGGAUCGCUGACAUUAUCGGUAGAUGGUUUUGAGGAUGACGAUGAUGCUACACCCUCAGCUGCCACUACACCCUCUUUGCCACGUGAUGAGCCUCAUUUGGAAUUUUGUUACUGCUGUGAAGCUCACAGUUCUCAGGAGCAGCCACCCGAUGAUACUCAAAAAUCCAACGAACUCUUUAACAUAAUGAGAAAUAAACGUUUGGCGGCCAAUGAGCGCAAGCAGCAAUGCUACUGCCAUGAUGCUCCCCUGAGUGCUGGUCUACUUAAUGCUGAAACUCCUACGGUUAGCAUACGCAAGGCCUCUGAUACCAUAUCGCCUAGGAUACAAAAACAAAUUAGUCUCUUCGAGAGUGGAGAACUGGAAAGACAAAAGGAAUACUCUGCUUUACAUGCCUCCAUAAAUUUUCCACAACCCAGUAGUUUACAAUUGAAACAAGAUGCACGCUUAAGAAAAUUCGAAAACCUAACACAAUCGACAUCGAAUUCCAAUUUUCCCUUUGAAAGUAACACUUUGAAAAGGGUACCAAAUAAUGUCGAGGAUUUUGUUGAUGUCAAUCUAACACAAUCUUGUAUAAAUCUUAAAUCGUCUGGCGUGGCCGCCUCUAACACUUCUUCUACCUGUAGUUCUCCCCAGCACAAAGUGAUUUCGGUAUUUCGUCCAGUUACUCAGUCUUGCUCAACAAUGCCGCCAGAAGAGAUAGACACAACUAGUGGUCCAGCCAGUCCCCGGCCUGGUGCUUUAAUAGUUAAGGAAAAGUAUAUUGAACCGCCCAAACGUAUAACGCGCAGCUUUCAUGGCAAAACCCAAUCAAUGGAUUCGGAGUUUCUAUUCAAUGAAUUUUUACUAGUGCCAGCCCAUUCGAUGGCCGCCCAAAAUUCUUCUAGCAGUGAUACCGGCAGUGCUACCACUUCACCUUCGACACGUUCUAACAAACGUUUUACCACUACCAAAGUAUUGGAUGAAGAUUUGGAGGAUUUAAGUGAAAAUUAAACUAAACACAAAUUAUAAUUACGAAUAUUAAAACUCAAUUUAGAUUGAUCUUAUGUAAUGUGCGAAAUUUUGGAAAACUUAAAAUGUUGUGUGUAAGUAGAGAUAAAUUGAAAAUUGCAGUGACAACAAACAAAUUUUAGAAAAUUAAUAAAGAUGAAAUAUAUUUUUGCGUGUAAAA
Molecule: messenger RNA, 1654 nt
Organism: Calliphora vicina (urban bluebottle blowfly)
Lineage: Eukaryota; Metazoa; Arthropoda; Insecta; Diptera; Calliphoridae
Product: inositol hexakisphosphate and diphosphoinositol-pentakisphosphate kinase-like
Exons: 2
Coding region: 220-1476 (418 amino acids)
Source: RefSeq, a predicted model, not a curated record